Linum trigynum is the source of this 4224-nucleotide messenger RNA. The record is from the annotation of a GenBank genome assembly. NCBI's taxonomy places the organism in Eukaryota, Viridiplantae, Streptophyta, Magnoliopsida, Malpighiales, Linaceae.
AUGAGUAGCUUGGUUGAGAGGCUAAGAGCCCGAUCUGAGCGGAGGCCAAUAUAUAACUUAGACGAGUCAGACGAUGAAGCUGAUUUUGUGGCGAGAAAAGGUGGUAAACCGCAGGAAGAAAUCGAGAGGAUAGUCCGACCUGAUACGAAAGAUGAUCAAUGUCAAGCAUGUGGAGAAAGUGGGGAGCUCGUGAACUGCGAAACCUGCAGUUAUGCUUACCAUGCUAGGUGUCUUCUUCCACCUCUUAAAGCUCCUCCUUCCAGCAGUUGGAGGUGUCCUGAAUGUGUCAGUCCUCUGAAUGAUAUUGAGAAGAUAUUGGACAGCGAAAUGCGUCCUACUGCAGCUGACGGUGAUGAUGCGUCUAAGCUCGGGUCUAACCAAAUAUUUGUUAAGCAGUAUUUGGUUAAAUGGAAGGGAUUGUCAUAUCUUCACUGCACUUGGAUCCCUGAGAAAGAGUUUGUGAAGGCAUUCAAGUCAAAUCCUCGUCUUAGGACCAAAGUAAACAACUUCCAUCGACAGACGACGUCAUCCAAUUCUGAGGAUGAAUCUGCAAUCAGGCCAGAGUGGACUACAGUUGAUCGCAUUCUUGCUUGCAGGGGCGAGGAUGAUGAAAAGGAAUAUCUAGUGAAGUAUAAAGAACUUCCUUAUGAUGAAUGUUACUGGGAAUUUGAAUCAGAUAUAUCUGCAUUUCAGCCAGAAAUAGAGAAGUUCAAUACAAUUCAGUCUAGGCCAAAUCGGCUGGCUAGGCAAAAGAGUUUCCGUGAUGCUACUGAUGCGAAGAAGAAAUUGAAAGAAUUUCAUCAGUAUGAACAAAGCCCUGAAUUUCUUGCAGGAGGAGGCUCCUUGCAUCCAUAUCAACUUGAAGGUUUAAAUUUCCUGCGGUUUUCUUUUUCCAAGCAGACGCAUGUCAUUCUUGCUGACGAGAUGGGUCUAGGGAAAACUAUACAAAGUAUUGCUUUUCUUGCAUCUCUUUUCGAAGAGAAUGUGUACCCCCAUUUAGUGGUUGCUCCGCUUUCCACAUUGAGAAACUGGGAACGUGAAUUUGCAACAUGGGCACCUCAAAUGAAUGUCGUUAUGUAUGUUGGUUCUGGUCAAGCUCGUGGUGUUAUUAGGGAAUAUGAAUUUUACUACCCUAAGAAUCCCAAGAAGAUCAAGAAAAAGAAAUCUGGUCAAUUUGUUAAAGAAAGCAAGCAAGAUAGGAUAAAAUUCGACGUGCUCUUGACUUCCUAUGAGAUGAUUAACUUGGAUACAGCAUCGUUAAGGCCCAUUAGAUGGGAGUGCAUGAUCGUUGAUGAAGGUCAUCGCCUAAAAAACAAGGAUUCAAAACUCUUUCUUUCAUUGAAGCAAUAUUCUAGUAAUCACCGCACGCUGUUGACGGGAACCCCUCUCCAGAACAAUCUGGAUGAGCUCUUCAUGCUCAUGCACUUCCUCGAUGCUGGAAAAUUUGCAAGUUUGGAGGAGUUCCAAGAAGAGUUCAAGGAUAUAAAUCAGGAGGAACAGAUUUCUCGACUUCAUAAAAUGUUGGCUCCUCACCUCCUAAGAAGAGUGAAGAAGGAUGUGAUGACUGAGUUACCUCCUAAAAAGGAACUCAUUCUUCGGGUUGAGCUCAGCAGCAUGCAAAAGGAAUAUUACAAGGCAAUUCUAACUCGUAAUUACCAAAUUCUAACUCGGCGUGGUGGUCCACAGAUUUCACUUAUCAAUGUGGUUAUGGAACUGCGGAAGCUCUGCUGCCAUCCUUAUAUGUUGGAAGGAGUCGAACCGGCAAUAGAAGAUCCCGAUGAAUCUUUCAGGCAAUUUCUGGAUUCAUCUGGAAAGUUGCAAUUGCUUGACAAAAUGAUGGUGAAGCUGAAAGAGCAAGGGCAUAGAGUUCUGAUUUAUUCUCAGUUUCAGCACAUGCUGGACUUACUUGAGGAUUACUGUCUCCAUAAGAAAUGGCUAUAUGAACGAAUUGACGGGAAAGUUGGUGGAGCUGAGAGGCAGAUUCGCAUAGAUCGGUUUAAUGCAAAAAAUUCUUCAAGAUUCUGUUUCCUUCUCUCUACUAGAGCUGGAGGACUGGGAAUAAACCUUGCAACAGCUGAUACAGUUAUCAUAUAUGACAGUGAUUGGAAUCCACAUGCUGACCUCCAAGCAAUGGCUAGAGCUCAUCGACUUGGCCAAACCAACAAGGUGAUGAUUUAUAGACUCAUAACACGUGGAAGUAUUGAGGAGCGCAUGAUGCAACUGACUAAGAAGAAAAUGGUUUUAGAGCAUCUUGUUGUUGGGAGGUUGAAGGCUCAAAAUAUUAAUCAGGAAGAGUUGGAUGACAUUAUCAGGUAUGGCUCAAAAGAGCUAUUUGCUGACGAGAAUGAUGAAGUGGGAAAGUCGCGUCAAAUCCAUUAUGAUGAGGCUGCUAUCAACCGAUUAUUGGACCGUGAACAUAUUGGAGAGGAAGAGGCAACAUUGGAUGAUGAAGAGGAAGAUGGAUUUCUGAAGGCAUUCAAGGUUGCAAACUUUGAGUAUAUUGAAGAAGCAGAGGAAGAAGCUCCAAAGCCCGCACCAGAGACAAUGAGCAAUUCUGAGAGAUUGAAUUUCUGGGAAGAGCUGUUAAGAGGCAAAGUCGAAGAGCAAAAGGUGGAGGAGUCUAACACUCUUGGAAAAGGGAAAAGAAGCCGCAAACAGGUUGCGUCUAUUGAAGACGAUGACCUUGCUGGUAUGGAAGAUUUAAGCUCUGAUGGGGAGGACGAUAACUAUGAAGCAGACUUAACAGAUGGAGAAAAUUCGUCAGGAACUCAAUCUGGGAAAAGGCCUUACAGAAAGAGAGCUCGUGAUAAUUCUGAACCUAUUCCUUUGAUGGAAGGAGCAGGAAGGUCUUUCAAAGUUCUGGGUUUCAAUCAAAAUCACAGGGCUCUGUUUGUCCAAAUAAUGAUGAGGUUUGGAUUUGGGGAUGAAAACUGGACACAGUUUGUAUCUCGCAUGAAACAGAAGACUUUGGAAGAAAUUCACAACUACGGAAAGAUGUUUUUGAAACAUUUGAUUGAAGAAAUCAACGACUUACCAUACUUCUCAGAUGGUGUUCCCAAAGAAGGACUUAGAAUUGCAGACGUGCUGGUUAGAAUUGCAACGUUGAAUAUAGUUAGGGAAAAGGUGAGACUCGUAUCAGAGAAUCCGAACAUGCCUCUUUUCGACGAGGAAGUUUAUCCGCGUUUGCCUGGGCUGAAGGGCGGAAAAUUUUGGACUGAAGCACAUGAUAAAGUUCUACUAAAGGCAGUAAUCAAGCAAGGGUAUGGACGAUGGCAAGCUAUCCUUGAUGACAAGGACUUAAAGAUACAAGAAGUUGUAUCCCAAGAGCUGAAUCUUCCUGCUAUAAACCUACCAACCCCUGGACAAAUGGCUGCUCAUGCACAAAAUGGUGCUAGCUCUGGAACUGCUGAAGGUGCAGCCACCCAGCAGGCCUCAGUAAAUGUUUCUGUGAAUGAUCUUGGUACUAAUAUGGCCCAGGGAACAAAUCAAGGGCAGUCAUACCAAGAAUCAAUACUAUACCAGCUUAGAGAUAUGCAGAGAAGAAUGGUUGAGUUUGUUAAGAAAAGGGUGCUUCUUCUUGAGAAAGCGAUGCACGCUGAGUGUCAGAAAGAAUACUUCGCUACUCUUGAUGCCAAGCCAGACGUGAAAGGGCCUAGUAGUGGAAGUAGGGGCACAAAUGGUUCAGCUUUAGGUUCAGUAGGUAUUGUAGUAAACAACCAACUGCCUCAAAUGGAAGAAAUAACACCAGAAGAUGUUCGCGCUGCUGGAUGUGUUGAUGAUCCAGAUCGAUUGGAAAUGGUUGACCUAUACAACAAGAUGUGCAAGACGGUUGACAAUGUAGUUGCUCCCGAAGUACCCGAGACAUCAUCAAGAAGCCGAACAGCUAAUUUUGAUUCGAAGCCGAACCUUCAGCCGCUGGAGACCAUCUGUGAACAGAUGACUCAUGUCCUCUCAAACCCACAGCAGAAGAAUGCAAUUGCUUCUGACCAACCAAUGCCAGACGCCGAGCCAAAACUACCAGAGCUGCCUCCAGGUUUCGACAGGACGGAGGUUGAAUUGCAGAAUCAAAUCAGCUCACUGUUUGGUCCUACGCCAGAGACGCCCGAUGUGGAAAUGGGAGAACCAUGGAGGAGCGAUGCUAACCCGGGAAUAGCGAGCAGCAGCAAAGCAAAUGCUGCUGAGAAUCAAUCAUCUGGUAGUGCGUUCGUCGCCUCGGACGAUUGA